UAUUUAGAUUCGUAGUAUUAGAUUUGUAGAUUUGGCAACGCGUUUGAUUACAUGGUUUGGCGGUGAAUUGAAAGAAGUUUAGAAAAUUUGCUAUUUGUAUUCAAUGGCUCAGUUAAAAGGAUCAGCAGAGUUCAGUGAAAUUCAAAAUGAAAUAGAAAAAGUUACAUCUUUGUGUUCGGAGGUUCAAUUAAAUGAAUCAUCAAACUGUGGUGAAGCUCAGAAGGAAACUGAUAAUGGAUUGAGUGUACUUCAUCCAAGUAACAUUUCAGAUCCUCUACCUUGGGAUGAUUACUUCAUGAGUUUGUGUUUAUUAACUUCUGCUAGGAGCAAAGAUCCCAAUACUAAAGUUGGUGCAUGUAUUGUUAAUUUUGAAAAGAAAAUUGUUGGUCUUGGCUAUAAUGGUAUGCCGAGGGGUAUAAAAGAUGGAGAAUUACCAUGGGAUAAAACUGCUGAUGAAGUAUUUAAAACAAAGUAUCCAUAUGUUUGCCAUGCUGAAAUGAAUGCAAUUAUGAAUUGUAUAGGAAGAAAUCUUAGUGACUGUAUCAUAUACGUAAACAAGUUUCCAUGUCCAGAAUGUGCUAAACUAAUCAUUCAAUCUGGUAUUAAAAAAGUAAUGUAUAUGGAUCCAAAAUUAGUGUUUGGGAUUUAUGAUGAGACUUAUCCAUCAAGAAAGAUGUUUGAUUGUUCAGGAGUAACACAUUGUCGUUUUGUACCAUCUGUAAAAAAAGUGACGAUAGAUAUUCAGACACCUUCAAAAAUUCCGGUCUUCAUUGAAAAGUGAAGUAAAUACAAAGCACAGUCUUGAAAGUCACUGUCUACCAAAUUGUUAUAUGUCUUAAACAAGCUGUUAAAAGUUUCAUUUUUAAAAAUGUUUAAUAGUUAUGUAUAUUAUAUUUUAUCUUUACACUAAUUCAUUGAAGAUAUGUAUUUUAAUGACUUUAUUAAACAUCAUUUUUAUUAUUUUUA
This is a messenger RNA of Stegodyphus dumicola, 966 nucleotides long. RefSeq names its product deoxycytidylate deaminase. Gene Ontology annotation, molecular function: zinc ion binding; dCMP deaminase activity. Lineage: Eukaryota; Metazoa; Arthropoda; Arachnida; Araneae; Eresidae. Gene Ontology annotation, cellular component: cytoplasm. The record is from RefSeq and is a predicted model, not a curated record.